AUGUAUCAGGGUGAGAUCUUUGCCCUGCUUGGCCACAAUGGUGCAGGGAAGACCACGACCUUGGCGAUGCUUUGUGGCUUGAUCCCACCCAGCAGUGGCCGCUGCGUGGUUUUCGGUUCAGACCACCCGGAGGAGGCGCAACGUUGCUUGGGCGUUUGUCCUCAGCAUGAUGUCCUGUGGGAGACCAUGACCUGCGAGGAGCAUCUCCGGCUUUUUGCUGGCUUCAAAGGAGUUCCAGCGGAGGCUGUUCUUCAAGAGGUGGCUUUCAUGCUUGAGAGGGUGGGUCUAGAGAAGGCCGGUGCCUCGAAGACCCAAGCGGGGCGUUUGAGCGGCGGCAUGAAGCGGAAGCUCAGCCUAGGCAUUGCCUUCCUGGGAGGAUCACAAUUGGUGGUCUUGGAUGAGCCCACCAGCGGAUUGGAUCCCUUCUCCCGCCGUGCAGUUUGGGAGCUGCUGAGAUCCAUGAAGCAACAGCUUGUCAUCGUGCUGUCAACUCACUACAUGGAUGAGGCGGACAUCCUCGGAGAUAGGAUUGCCAUCCUACAUGAAGGCCGAUUAAAGUGUUGCGGCUCACCGCAGUUCCUGAAGCGGGCCUAUGACUGCGGCUACAAUGUGACCUUCGUGAAACGCUCCGGUUGUGACAUCGACGUGGUCCGCGAGGUUGGUUCUGCGAGCUGGUGGAAGUUUGCACAAACAUCAACGAACAUAACGAACCUGGUUUGGAGACUGUUCAUCUUUCGAUCAUCAGACCAAACAUCUCUAAACAUCAACAUUUGA
Durusdinium trenchii is the source of this 774-nucleotide messenger RNA. The record is from the annotation of a GenBank genome assembly. NCBI's taxonomy places the organism in Eukaryota, Dinophyceae, Suessiales, Symbiodiniaceae.